AUGUUCUACCGCCAUCACGACGUCGGAAACCUGUCUGAUACAGCUGCACUCGACCCAGCUACCAUCAAAGCCUCCGCGACAGUCGGAAAGGACGUCGAGGCUCCGUCAGAGAAGCAAGACCCUUCAGUCCAAGACGAGAAGUCCACAUCACGAUCUAUGGAGGCAGCGGCGUAUACACCAGGUGAGAGCGAAAAGACAUAUUUAGGGAAGCUCAAGGUCUGGGGCUAUCACGACUCGCGACAGCCUAGCACCUUCAAGCUCUUCUUCCUCCCCAUUCGACUGCUCUUCUCCUUCCCAGGCAUUGGCUUCGGUGGCCUUCUUGUGGGUGGAAUUCUCGCCUGGUAUAACGUCGUUGGAGGCUCUCUAGCUCUGAUCCUGGGAAACCCACCUUACAACUUCAGCGCCAACAACAUUGGACUCACGUACCUUGCUUCUGUUGUCGGUGUCACUGUUGGGUGCUUCCUUUCAGGUUGGAUGUCAGAUGCCCUGGCCUUGUUCCUUGCCCGUCGAAAUGGAGGUGUCAUGGAACCCGAGCAGCGUCUCUGGACUUGUCUCGUCGCGCUUGUCAUGCAUCCGGCAGGCUGUCUGCUGUAUGGUGUUGGCGCUUCGUAUCAUAUCCACUGGUUUGGAGUUGUCUUUGGCCUCGGGUUGAUCUGCGUAACUCUUCCCAUGGGCUCCAAUCUCGCUUUCACUUAUAUCCUUGACACUUACAAGGAGGUCGCCGGCGAAGGUCUUGUAUCGACCAUCUUGAUUCGGAACAUGAUGGGCGAGGAUAGCUCGGCUUAUACAGAUGGGGAUGCCAUAUUGGACAUCUGCAAGCGCACAGGUGCAAAUGUCGUAUUUCCCGGAUAUGGCUUCCUCAGUGAGAACGCAGAGUUCGCUGACACAAUUUCCUCUGCUGGCAUCAUCUUCGCUGGCCCUUCCACGGCUUCAAUAAGAGCCAUGGGCCUGAAACACGAGGCCAGAGGUAUUGCACAAUCGGCUAAUGUACCAGUCAUCCCUGGAACUCAACUAUUGGCGUCUGCUGACGAAGCUACCAAAGCGGCGACAGAGUUGGGCUUCCCUGUUAUGCUGAAAGCUACUGGAGGCGGCGGUGGUAUGGGUCUUCAGAUUUGCAAUUCAGCAGAUGAGAUUGCGAAAGCUUUUGCUAUGGUCGAGAGUCGCGCUGGUACGCUCUUCAAGAACAAGGGAGUCUUCUUGGAAAAGUACUACCCUCGUUCUCGCCACAUCGAAGUCCAAGUUGCAGGCAACGGGGAAAUCGUUGUCGCCUUUGGAGAACGCGAGUGCUCGCUACAAAGACGCCACCAGAAAGUUGUCGAGGAGUCUCCGAGUCCAUUCUUGGAACGCCAUGCUGGAUUACGCGAAAGAAUGCUUGACGCAGCCAUCAAUUACGCACUCCAGCUGAGGUACAAGAGCGUUGGCACAGUUGAGUUUCUUGUUGACGACGACACUGCGCAGUUCUUUUUUCUCGAGAUGAACACUCGAUUACAAGUGGAGCAUGGUAUCUCUGAGCUGUGCUACGGAGUUGACUUGGUCGAGUUGAUGUUAAGACAAGCAGAUUACGAACUUCGAGGCCAACUUGGCAUCCCCUCUGAGACUCUCAAGGGCCUUGGCAGACCUCAGCCCCUUGGCUCAGCGAUCGAAGUUCGUGUUUAUGCCGAGAUACCGCUCUGUAACUUCGCACCCAGUCCUGGUGUUCUCCAGCACGUUCAUUGGCCACAAGGCGAUGGUGUGCGAGUUGACACUUGGAUCCAAAGCGGCCAGCGCAUCACUCCUCUUUACGAUCCCUUAAUCGGUAAGGUUAUGGUCCAUAGUCCCGACGGUCGGGAAGCUGCGCGACGCAAGAUGCUUGCAGCACUGGCGGAUACAGAACUUCAGGGGACUCAGUCUAACCUUGAGUACCUCUCUGCAAUUCUCGACUCGGAGUUAUUCGCAAGUGGGAACACCCUGACCAAUUCGCUAUCGACUUUCGAGUUUAAGAGUUGCUCCAUGCAAGUCCUUGAGCCCGGUGUAUCCACCACGAUCCAGGAUUAUCCAGGGCGUGUCUCUGUUGGACACGGCGUGCCCCCGGGAGGACCCAUGGAUGAUCUUAGUGCUCGGAUAGCAAACAUUUUGGUUGGCAACGAUGAAGGAGUUGAGUUAUUGGAGGUGACCCUAUCUGGUCCCAAGUUGCUGUUUCAUGAGGCUGCGAUUGUCAGUGUUUGUGGUGCCGAGCUUCCCAUUGCGGUCGACGGUAGCGCGCAGCCGCUGUGGUCCAGACUUGUGGUCAAACAAGGUCAGAUUUUGAGUCUGGGUAAAGUCACUGGAAGUGGUGCACGAGCAUAUCUCGCUGUUAGAGGCGGCUUUCCCGACGUCCCAGCGUUCCUCGGCUCCAAGUCAACCGCCCCAGAGCUUGGGUUCGGUGGCUACCAAGGUCGAAAACUCCAGACACACGAUAUCCUCGCACUGAGUCCUGAUUCCAAAGUGCGAGCAGCCGAAGCGACAACGUUCACCUUUCCAUCGCAUCACGUACCCAAAUUCGGAAGCACCACUAUUUGUUGUAUCGAUGGGCCGUACGGUUCUGAUGAUAUCCUGACAGAGGAGGGAUCGAAGACGUUGUAUGAAGGGGAAUGGAGUGUCAGCCACAACAGUGGCCGAAGUGGUAUACGCUUGCAAGGACCGCGAUUGAAGUGGGCUCGAACAUCUGGAGGAGGUGGAGGAUCACAUCCGUCUAAUGUGUUCGAGUACGGGUAUCCCAAUGGCGGUGUCAACUUUACUGGAGAAUCUCCCAUUAUAUUUGCUAAUGACCGACCUGACCUUGGUGGUUUCGUCUGCCCAACGACAAUCUGCUCUGGGGAGAUGUGGAAGCUCGGUCAACUCAAACCCGGUGACACCGUUCGGCUGCAAUCCGUUUCAUACGAGGAUGCUCUGAAGAUCACUCAUGAGAAAAACGCUUAUCUUGAAGCUCUGGCAGCCUUCGCUAAUGGCAAAUCUGGGGAUGUAAGUGCUCCCCAAACAGCCUUCGCCGCGAAGCCCCCAUCCUCCAUUCUGCAUCAGUCAACCGCAAGGGGUGUACAUCCCCAGGUGAUAUAUCGUCAAGGAGGUGAUACCAGCAUAAUCGUUCAGUAUGGAAACCAGACUUCGGACUUGCGAAACACAGUCUGUGUCCAACUGCUCACUCAGCAGCUGGCAGCUGCGAAACUGCCUAGUGUGCGAGGUGAUCCUAACAUUGCCACCCUCACUGUGCGUUUCGACCCAGUCCAUAUAGACCGUUCUGAGCUUCUCCAACAGCUUCUGACCUUUGAUACGAACAUUGGCGAUACUAGCGGGGUGAAGAUCCCUGCUCGACAGAUAAGACUGCCUGUCUGUCUGGACCACUCUUCACUCGAGGAGUCGGCGCAACGGUACAUGGAGAACAUCAGACCGACAGCUGCAUAUCUCCCAGACAAUGUCGAAUAUCUCCGCAAGAACAAUGCUCUUGCAACGCGCCGAGACGUAUUGGACUCUCUUCUCAAAACACCAUGGUUGACUGUUGCCGUUGGUUUCUUCGUCGGAACACCUAUCCUAUUCCCUCUCGACCCAUGGCGGGUGUUGACAGGCCAGAAGUAUAACCCUAGUAGAGGCUAUACGCCCAGUGGCUCAGUAGGAUUGGGAGGAUCAACAGUCGCCAUAUAUCCUGUUGCUGCACCAGGAGGAUACCAACUCAUGGGCAGAACACUUGGUGGCUGGGAUUCGACAGGUAACCGGCCUGGCUUCUCUCUCAAGAAGCCUUGGCUGUUCAAUCACCUGGAUCUCGUCAGUUUUUAUGAGGUGACUGAACAAGAGUAUGACAGGAUGGAGCGAGAUUUUGAGGCUGGUCAGUAUACCUUUGACAUUAGCGAAACAGCCAUCGAUAUGGAUCAGUACAUCGCCAAGUUUGAUACAGCAGAGAAGGACCCAGAGUAUCAAGCAUGGCGAGAGCGCCAAUCAGAAGCGGCCGAUAAGUUGGCUGCACUUGAGCAGAAGCUGUUCGAUGAAUGGACCAUCUCAAAACAGUCUAGUGGUGGUGCAGAUGAGGAUGGCGACGUUGACUCGGACGAGAUUGCUGUUAUUGAGUCACCUGUAAACGCGAAUGUAUGGAAGGUCCUCGUCAAGCCUGGUGAUGUACUGGAAGAGGGUCAGACCGUAGCGGUUCUUGAAGCCAUGAAGAUGGAGAUUAAUUUGGUUGUUGGUGAAGACCAGGUCGGCGCUGAAGUGGUCAAGGUUGUUCAGCCACCGGGAAGUGUUCAACGGAUGUCAAACUCUCGCUUCAUUUCUUCUGUCAGUUAUCGACUACACUCCACGAACACUCCCUGUCUGACCUGGUUGGCAGACCUCGGCUCCCAGUGCCUCUUUGCAGGUUCUGCAAUAAGGAGUUCAAGAGACAGGAACACCUUGAAAGGCAUAUUCGCACACAUACACGUGAAAGACCAUAUGGGUGUCCAUGCGGCCGAACAUUUACAAGACAGGAAACAAGCGGAAUCAAAUCUGGCGAUAUCGCCCGACGGGGCUGUGACAACUUCACCCUCUAUCUCACAAGCUAGCGAUGAGAACAAUCAUCACAGUCACCAGCUACAGUCUCAAGGAAACCCUUCUAAUUUAAUGCCUAUGGAAGUCUCUCCGCACACAAUGUCUUCGCAACAAGAGAUGAUGGGCCGGUUUUCAAUUCAUGAUCGGCCAUUGGGUUACCAAGAGCAGACACCAAGCCAUAUCUUUGAACCGCCGAAGGAUCCCAUCCGCAACAGCAAUGUAACCCCAGCGGGCGCUUUGGAUAGUCUUGACUUCAUGCAAUUUGAGUCGUUCAACGCGGAUAUGUUCCCUGACGAGAUGGACAUGAUCAAUAGUUAUCUCGGGGAGGUUCUUCCCCCUGAACACUCACAUCAAGGAUUCACACCGGAUACAACGAACUUCUUCACUCAAUCGUUUGUUCCCGAGCCAGUUCUUUCGCCUGCUCCCUCGAGCCAUUUACAGCCAGAGGCACCUGGUCAUAUAGAGUUGAGUAACGCGCCAAAGUCGACACUACCUUUCUGCCAGAAACAACAAGCCCAGCCAACUCCAGUUCGAAACAAGGUUGACCGGUUGUUGGAUACUACAGAAGAUAUCGUAGCAACAAACCCCUGGGCUGUAUCGGCUGCAGCUCAUGAAAGGCUCUCCUUGGAGUUCUCAAAGCACAGGUCAGAUAUACCCCAGUCAUUUACACUUCCCAGCAGACAUGCGUUAUCUCGAUAUAUCGCAAGCUGGAUACGAGGCUAUCAUCCACAUUUACCAUUCGUCCACCUUCCGACUACCAAUCUGGAAUCCAUGUCACCUAUGCUUCUCUUGACGCUGGCAGCUACAGGGUCAUUCUAUGGCUUUGAGCACCCUCAGGGGUACGCCAUGUACUUCGUGGCCAAGGCUAUGAUCAACCAUGAGCUAGAGGAAAGACGCCGUGUGUCAAAUCGCCACAUCCUCAGCGGUUUCCCUCGCUUUGCGGCGCUCCCUACAAGCUCCACAGAAGUCUAUGAUGCGCCAACAAAUCUCCCUGCCGAUUUAACAAAAUUUGAUAUUGAACUAUUACAAUCCUUGUUGAUUGCCGUGAUGACUAUGUCAUGGCUCGAUGGACCAUUCGCUGAGGAGGCACUUUCUAUGAGUAGCAAGUUAACUGCACUCACCCGCGACAUCCUGAAACGUCUACCUGAGGAGAAUGCCAAUGAUACAUGGGAGGACUGGGGCCGCGAUGAAGAGAGACGACGCACCCUUCUCUCAGCAUAUUUUACAUUAAACAUUCAAACCAUCUGCUUCAACGUGCCGCCUCAGAUGACAGCUACAGAGUUUAGCUUCGAACUUCCUUGCUCCGAAGCUGAGUUCAACGCGCCGGACUCGGAAACAUGGAAUCGUGUACGACGAAAGGUUGACCCACGCAAGCUCAACUUUCAGUCAUGCUUUAAGCAAUUACUGUCUGGAGAACCACUAGCCAAGGAGGUCUCGGCAACUGAGUUUGGCAAUUAUAUGCUUAUCCAGAGUUUGCUGAUACAGAUCUACUUUGAGCGUCAAGUAUCGUCUGCCCUGUUGACUCCAUCGCCAAGUCUGUCGGAGAGUACCAUUGCGACUUAUGCUGCUGCACUUGGUGCCUGGCAAUCUUGCUGGGACUCUGCUAUCGAAUCUGCCCCCGAUCCUUCCUCUAGGAAUUCGCCGCUACCUUUCAACUCGACUGCGAUGCUCCGACUAGCUCAUAUUCAUCUUGGCUUUGGCCUCUACAGUCAAUGCGAGUUGCUAUCUCGGGAUCCUAUCGCCAAAGCCCAAGUGUUCGAACCGUAUCAGAACCCAUUGCCCCUGCGUGCUCCGCAUCUUGAUCAAGCUGUUCUUCAUGCUAUCUACGCUUUGAGGAUACCUGUGAGAGUCGGUAUUGCAUUCGUGGCACGUGGCCGUACAGGUCAUUGGAGUGUCCAACAUGCUAUCAGUCACUUUGGAUGCGCCCUUCUACUUACCCACUGGCUUGAAAACAUUUAUCAGCUAGUUCUGUCGGAUGGUACGUCAGCUCUCAGAGAGGAGGAAAAGCGCCUGCUUUCUAUGGUCGAUCGUCUAGUCGAAGAAACUCAUCUAGAGGCUUCGCUAGGCCCCAAAUCCGAUUUUCCUGACAGGAUAAGACGUUUGGCUGUUGCAGCAGUGAAGCUUUGGGCAGAAACUUGUAAAGGCAUACAGGUCUACGAGAUCGUCCAUGUCGUCGGAGAAACACUUUCGCUAGUGGCAGAAUCACUAGAGAAGCAGAUUUAG
Messenger RNA from Fusarium oxysporum Fo47, 6750 nucleotides. RefSeq names its product allophanate hydrolase subunit 2-domain-containing protein. The transcript has 8 exons. Lineage: Eukaryota; Fungi; Ascomycota; Sordariomycetes; Hypocreales; Nectriaceae. Gene Ontology annotation, molecular function: methyltransferase activity; ATP binding; zinc ion binding. The coding region runs from base 1 to 6750 and encodes 2249 amino acids. The record is from RefSeq and is a predicted model, not a curated record. Gene Ontology annotation, biological process: methylation; DNA-templated transcription.